Molecule: messenger RNA, 1044 nt
Organism: Monosiga brevicollis MX1
Lineage: Eukaryota; Choanoflagellata; Craspedida; Salpingoecidae
Exons: 8
Coding region: 1-1044 (347 amino acids)
Cellular component (GO): trans-Golgi network membrane
Molecular function (GO): protein domain specific binding; phospholipid binding
Source: RefSeq, a predicted model, not a curated record
AUGGCGACCCAGGAGGAGCUGCCCAGUGACCUGUCACUGCACGGAAAAUUUGCGCAGCUCAUGGCUCAGCAAGCGCCUGUCACCAUCACGGUCGCUGCCACGCAAGAUGGGAACUGGCCCUUUCGCCUCGGCGGCGGCGCGCCGUUUUGCCCCUGUAUCUAUAUCACUGCUGUUCAGCAAGACCCCGAUGCUGACCGCGGCGACAUGAUGCUGGAGGCUGGCGAUGAAGUUAUCAUGGUGAACGACCAAAUUCUAAUUGGCAAAAGCUUGGCCGAGGUUCAUGAUAUUCUGCACACCCAGCCGGAAGCCACCCGGCUUACCGUACGCAAGCUGCCAGACGAGACCCCAUCUGGAGUCGAAUUCUUCCUUCGCCGCACAACUGAGGCGUUCAACGCGAAAAUGGAGCAGUUUGGAGCCACUCGUAAGACCUACGAGGCCCUGGAAGGUCAUGUGAGCCUGUACCUGCGCCGCCUCGAGGCCCUGGCACAUGUCCAGCAGGAGUAUGGUCAGCUCUUGGAAAACGCCAGUACUACCGAAACCAAUCGUGCUUUGCAUUCCAGAAUGACUGGUGUUGCCAAGUCCCACAAAUCCUACUAUUUUUCAGUUGCCGAGAUCUUGCCCAAGGCCAAGUUUGUGCGAGAGCAGCUCCAUACAUAUUUGACCAUUGCCAUUCCUGAUGCCAAGCAAACCCAGGACCGCUACAUGCAGGCACGCAAUCAGUAUUUGGCGCUUUGCAUUCGCGUAGCUGAAAUGGCAGCAGAGCAAGCCCGUGAUCGCGAACAAGACCAGGUGGACAACGACGUGAAAACAGGCAAUUAUUAUUUUCGCUUCACUCUGCGUGAGGCUGGGCGACUCGCUGCGCGACACGCCCAGCUGCGUCAAGAUUUAACGGAGAAACUGCAAAUGCUUGAAGCCAAAUCAGGUAUUUGGAAGACUUUUGAGUUUUCCUUUUUUGCUCUCUCGGCCCCUCUUUCCGACGCCCAUAGUCUGAACAACUCACCAAACCUGGCCCAGCAUCGCAUCGCAUCGUCGUCUUCUCAUUGA